GGGCCCACUUUUCAUCUAAUGAAUUGGCUUUGGUAUCAUUCACCCUUGUGCUGUACGACCACGCUAUUACGUUUGCUGAAGAGAUAGAUUUCUUCUGGUCUGGGCCAUGGUCAACUUCGAGGAUACUAUAUCUCAGUAUCCGAUACCUCGCUGUGACACAAGUGUUCUUGGUCCUUUUUGCAGAUACCAAGAACCUCAAUUUUCUUGUAGCGCUGGCCAGCUUUUUGUCUUGGUUUACCUCCUUGCAUUCGUGGUCAUGGUGCUCUGCCAAUGUGUCGUCACACUACGAGUAUGGCAUCUAUUCCAUCGGAGGCGCUUGAUUAGAUGGUUUGCGGCCGUCGUGUUCAUCGGUUCCAUGAUAGGAAGUGCAAUUGUCGGUGGCGUCAGUUUUGACGCCGUCAAGAGUGCUUACGAGAUCACCAACUCUUCUGUGAAUUCGAACAAGAGUCCUCCAGUGAUAUUCAUAAUCUACUUGCCAUCCUUGAUCGUUCAUACGGUCAUGUUCUCACUAACCAUGUAUCGCUUUAGAGCCAGCUCAGGAGCUUUGCAAGAACAUGGGAUUAUCCACCGGUUCUUAAAAGAAGGGAUGUUUAUGUAUGCUUUUGCUGCCGGAACGCUGCUGUACGAAAUCAUCAGCCUUUCUAUGACUGAACUAGAUCACAUAUCUGUCUACUAUCCAGCCCUUGGGGGAGGAUUGGCAGUAGGGACCACAGUCGUCUCCGUCUGUCGCGCGAUGCUGAGCAUUCGCUCAUUGGCUGCAACUCACCAUGUCGAUCCUGCAUGGUUGCUUAACCACGCAGAACUCAGCCGUGUGCAAUGGAGGAGAGGAACCAGUGAAGGCGAAAUCUAUGUCGAAGUUGAUGAGAUGGACGUUUUUCCUCCGAGUCACUAACUUCUGCACGGAAUAUAGGAGCAAAUGCGAUAUAAAAACACGAAUCUAAUCCAUAUGCUAUUUCUCGAUCUGACAUACAAAACAAGACAUAAAUUCGUGCUACAUACACUCAAUGCAUCACCUAAUGCCUAUCUCGU
Molecule: messenger RNA, 1029 nt
Organism: Suillus discolor
Lineage: Eukaryota; Fungi; Basidiomycota; Agaricomycetes; Boletales; Suillaceae
Exons: 11
Coding region: 107-892 (261 amino acids)
Source: RefSeq, a predicted model, not a curated record